AAGUCCCCGGUUGCUCCAGAUGUGGAUCUCAAUUUCCUUGCCAAGUCUACCGAGGGCUUCUCUGGGGCAGAUCUUACCGAAAUCUGUCAGAGAGCGGCCAAAUUGGCUAUUCGUGCAAGUAUAGACUCGGAUAUUCGAAAGUUGAGAGAAAAGAAAGCACGGGAAGAUGCCGGAGAGACAGGUAUGGAAGAGGAUGAAGAGGAGGACCCUGUGCCUCAAAUCACAACUGAACAUUUCGAGGAAGCAAUGAAAUUCGCCCGUCGUUCAGUGUCCGAGCAGGAUAUCCGUCGAUACGACAUGUUUGCACAGAGGGUCAAGGUGGUGGAGGGGCUGCCCCUAACCAAGGAAAUGCCACUUUCCAGGAGACCGAGGAGGAUGAUCUUUACGCAUAGCUGUCUUCAUGAACUUUGUAUUCGGUCGAUAAAACUUAGUCAUAACAAUGUUUCCGGUGUAGAUACUUUUAAAUUAGAACGUGUUUUCGACCCAGACGUGACCGCUUUCAGGCUCGUGAAGGGACGG
Messenger RNA from Acaulospora colombiana, 519 nucleotides. The record is from the annotation of a GenBank genome assembly. Lineage: Eukaryota; Fungi; Glomeromycota; Glomeromycetes; Diversisporales; Acaulosporaceae.